AUGUUGAACGGCUGCUUGUGGUGGACCAUCAUAUCCCGAGCCACUCCUACGCUGGCUGUGAGGGGUAAGGGAAGGAGGCAAGGGGGAGAUGGGUGUGAAGGGGCAAGCGGAGAAGGAGGCAAGGGGGAGAUGGGUGUGAAGGGGCAAGCGGGGAAGGAGGCAAGGGGGAGAUGGCAUUCCCCUUGCCUCCAAAGCAGCAUUCUCCCAGCCUCCCUCGCAGCAUUCCCCCUGCCUCCCUUGCAGCAUUCUCCCUGCCUCCCUCGCAGCAUUCUCCAUGCCUCCCUCGCAGCAUUCUCCCCGCCUCCCUCGCAGCAUUCUCCCCCGUCCCCGCAUUCCCCACCUCCGCCUUCCCCGCCUUUCCCUUCCUAUCCCCCGUUUCCGCCGCCGCAUCUCCUUCGUUCUCUUUCCUCCUUGCAUUUCUUCACCUUCCCUGGAGUGUCAUUCGCGGAAGCUUCCUUGGCAACUCCAACCCCCUCCAACCCCGCCGAUCCCGCCAAUCCCCCCGGUGAUUUCUCCCCUUCUCCUGCGCCUUUCGCUCCCUCCUUCCGCUUCCGCUUUUUCCUCUCUACGCCCUGGUCUUUUGGUUCCGCCUCUCUCCUGCACUUCCAGCGCCUCUUGCUCCUCGUGUUCCUCCACCUUUUCUUCCUCCCCUUACUCUCCCAUUUCCUCUUCAUCCUCCUCUUCCACCUUCCUCAUCUUCCUCGUCCUCAUGGUCCUUCUUUCUUCCAUAAAUUUCCUCCGCUUGUUCCUCCCCUUCCUACCAUUUCUCCCCUUCCUCCAAUUCCUCCCCCCCCUCUCCCACCCGCGUGGGCAGACUCAUUUGUCGUCCAAACCAUGGGAACGCCCCCUAAGGAAUUGAGUAGCGAGGGGAGACGAGAGGCGACGGUAGGGGAAGCGAGGGCCUUCGCGCUUUGCAGUUGGAAUAUCUCCUUCUCGCGCUUGUCCUCAAGCAACGCGAAGGGUGACGGGAGGGGAAGUGAGGUCGACAGGUAA
Molecule: messenger RNA, 993 nt
Organism: Closterium sp. Naga37s-1
Lineage: Eukaryota; Viridiplantae; Streptophyta; Zygnematophyceae; Desmidiales; Closteriaceae
Source: the annotation of a GenBank genome assembly